AUGUCCAGCACCAGCACCAGCAGCAACAGCGGCGUAAAGUCCGUGGCUAAGGCAAUCGCAGUACUUGCCUUUCUAUGCAUGUUGCAUUCGGGCUACUCUGCGCGCGAGUUUCUUUUGUACAGCAAAUCCAUCGGCCGGCAGGACCUCUCAUUGCCAAUUGAAAUUGUGCUUGAAUGCCUGGGAACUCUGGCCGUUAUGGCCGUCGCCCUGGUGUUUGGUGUCGGCGAGUUCAAGCCUAUCAGCUACGAGGCCGAGAUGAAGCGGUACUCGAUUGACGGCAUUUAUUCCAGACCGUCCUUCCAGAUCUUCAACCAUCGCGGCCGGUUCCUUCGUCCGACAAAGCCCGUUGCCCCGGAUAAUGAGUAG
Messenger RNA from Kickxella alabastrina, 366 nucleotides. RefSeq lists its product as uncharacterized. The coding region runs from base 1 to 366 and encodes 121 amino acids. The transcript has a single exon. The record is from RefSeq and is a predicted model, not a curated record. NCBI's taxonomy places the organism in Eukaryota, Fungi, Kickxellomycota, Kickxellomycetes, Kickxellales, Kickxellaceae.